AUGGAAGAUCACCACUAUCUUUCAGAAUCCGCAGUUCAAAGGUCCGUUCGGCAAGGGAUCUUUUAUGCGUCGCCGGAAUUAGAUAGAAAUAUCAAAUUAAGGCCCUAUAUUCGAACCUUUUUGGAGAAAUUGACCCGUGAUUACGACAUCGUUUUGUACUCGAGGGUUUCCCCACAGUAUCUUGAUAUCAUGACUGAUGUUCUUGAUCGUGAUAGCGUGUACCGUAAAGCCGGGUGCCUGACGUCGGUAUACGAGGACGAUGACAUUGGCAAAAAGCAUCUUCAUCCGAUAUUGAAGAACAGGGAGGUUGUGUGUAUCCUUGAUUGCAGGGAAAGUGGUUGGGAGAAGUACGCUGAUAAUCUUAUCAAGAUUGAUCCUUACUGUUAUUUCGUAACCAAGGCCAGGGCUAAUAAUAAUCUUAAUCUUCAUCUUCCAAAGUCAUGGAUUCAAUUGAAAGGAGAUGAGUGCGAGGAAGGUGGCGAGCUAUAUAGGGUUUUACGCGUCUUGUCUGUUGCUCACAUUUUCUUUUUCAAGCCGGAUAGCUCUCAUGACAUCCGCCAAGUCAUUCACAAUCUCAAAUCCCAGAACAAACUCUAUAAAUACCGUACGCUUUAG
Beta vulgaris subsp. vulgaris (sugar beet) is the source of this 615-nucleotide messenger RNA. RefSeq names its product RNA polymerase II C-terminal domain phosphatase-like 4. The transcript has a single exon. Lineage: Eukaryota; Viridiplantae; Streptophyta; Magnoliopsida; Caryophyllales; Amaranthaceae. The record is from RefSeq and is a predicted model, not a curated record. The coding region runs from base 1 to 615 and encodes 204 amino acids. Gene Ontology annotation, molecular function: RNA polymerase II CTD heptapeptide repeat phosphatase activity.